Messenger RNA from Trichosurus vulpecula (common brushtail), 3468 nucleotides. RefSeq names its product mannosidase alpha class 2B member 2 (gene MAN2B2). Bases 246 to 3320 code for a protein of 1024 amino acids. Gene Ontology annotation, biological process: mannose metabolic process. The record is from RefSeq and is a predicted model, not a curated record. Lineage: Eukaryota; Metazoa; Chordata; Mammalia; Diprotodontia; Phalangeridae. The transcript has 19 exons. Gene Ontology annotation, molecular function: alpha-mannosidase activity; carbohydrate binding. Gene Ontology annotation, cellular component: lysosome.
GGAAGUCGGGGAGCUAGGGCUACGCCUUGGUUGCCGCAGUUGCCUCCGCUGCAUCGGUUGCCUCGGUUGCCUCCGCUGCAUCGGUUGCCGCCGCUGCAUCGGUUGCCGCCGCUGCAUCGGUUGCCUCCGCUGCAUCGGUUGCCGCCGCUGCAUCGGUUGCCGCCGCUGCAUCGGUUGCCUCCGCUGCAUCGGUUGCCUCGGUUCCCUCGGCUGUCUCGGAGCUGGAGGCACCUUCCCCAGCCAGGAUGAGGCUCCUGGCCUGGCCGCAGGCCCUGUGGCUCCUACCCCUAUGGCUGCUGUCAGCGCCGGGAGCGAGCGGCCUCCGCGAGCCAGCGCCUGGCGGUCUGAGGGCCUUCGUGGUGCCUCACAGCCACAUGGACGUGGGCUGGGUCCACACUGUCCAGGAGAGCAUGCAUGCCUAUGCAGCCAAUGUCUACACUUCUGUCACGAAGGAACUGAAAAGAGGGAAGCAGCGCAAAUUUAUUGCUGUGGAACAAGAAUUCUUCCGGCUCUGGUGGAGCAGAGUGGCCACAGACACCCAGAAACGUCAGGUCCGUCAUUUAGUAAAAGAAGGACGACUGGAAUUCGUUAUUGGAGGCCAGGUGAUGCAUGAUGAAGCAGUGACCCACAUUGAUGAUCAGAUUUUACAGCUAACAGAAGGACACGGGUUUUUAUAUGAAACUUUUGGGGUGAGACCUCAGUUUUCCUGGCACGUCGAUCCCUUUGGAGCAUCUGCUGCCACACCAACUUUGUUCGCUCUGGCUGGCUUCAAUGCCCACCUCAUUUCCCGGAUCGACUAUGACCUAAAAGAGGACAUGCAGGAAGCCAAGGAGCUCCAGUUUGUGUGGCGAGGGUCUCCAUCUCUGGCUGAAAGUCAGGAAAUCUUCACUCACGUUAUGGAUCAGUACAGCUACUGUACCCCAUCACACAUCCCUUUUUCCAACAGGUCGGGCUUUUAUUGGAAUGGAAUUGCGCUUUUCCCCCACCCUCCAGAAGACGGGGUGUACCCCAACAUGAGCGAGCCGGUGACAGUGGGCAGCGUCAGCCUCUACGCACAGACCAUGGUGGCCAACAUCAAGGAGAGGGCAGCCUGGUUCAAGACCCGGGAUGUGCUCUGGCCGUGGGGUUGUGACAAGCAGUUCUUUAACUCAUCUGUCCAGUUUGCCAACAUGGAUCCAUUGCUAGCCUACAUUAAUGACCAUUCUGAGGAGUUUGGGGUCACUGUGGAAUAUGCUACCGUGGGUGAUUACUUCCGUGCCAUUCAUGAUCAAAAUGUCACCUGGAGCAUCCGCAACCAACAGGACUUUCUUCCAUAUUCAACAGAGCCAUUUCAAAGCUGGACUGGAUUUUAUACUUCCUGUAGCUCGCUGAAAGGACUUGUCCGGAGAGCGAGCGCCCGUCUUUAUGCCGGAGAGUCCAUGUUCACCCAGUAUGUUCGGAAGAACCCCCAAGGUCCCCUGUCUAACCCUGAGUCCUUGGAGCAGCUGCAGCAGCUUCGGUGGGCCGUUUCAGAGGUUCAACACCAUGAUGGCAUAACAGGGACAGCGUCCCCCGAAGUGAGAGAUAUGUACACGAACAACCUAAUGGAAGGAAUGUUUGCUGUAGAGAAGCUAAUGAUCUCCCUCAUCCUUGACAUAUUCCGGCCAGAGAAGAAAGAAGAGCUACAAGCUAGCGUCUCCCAUAGAGAUUCAGGCAAACAAGGCUGUGAGGUGGACCGAUGUGCUGUGGUCUAUAACCCCCUGGCCUGGACCAUCACCACCUUUGUUACUGUUACCGUCCGUUCUCCAGGAGUCGUGGUCUUAGAUGAAUUUGGACAUCCUGUGCCUGCCCAGAUCCAGAACUCAACUGGCUAUCAGUCCACCUAUGACUUGCACAUUCUGACCACCAUAAAUGGUCUCAGUUACCGGCGUUACCAAAUCAAGGCGAUUGACAAAUUUGAAGAAGCUCACCAGGAGUCAACCUCAACUGCAAGAGUCUUCCAGUUUGAUAGGAAAUCUAAGAAUUCCUCAUACUAUGCCGGCAAGAGACUGUUUCCUGUGACGAACGAUUGUUAUUCUAUUCUUAUGGACCAAGACACCAAUUUAAUGCACAGCAUCACUGACAGGGAGAGUGGCCAGACAGUACAAGUCACCCAGCAGUUCCUGGAGUAUGAAGUGAAUGCCGAUUUGGAACAUGGACCGAUUUCAGACAACUAUUUGUUUACCCCAGAUGGAUCAGCAGUUGAAGCAUCAGAUGAGGUGGCGUUGGAAAUUCUGUCUGGGAAACUAAUGACAGAGAUCCGGCAGUAUUUUUACAGAAAUUCCACAGUAAAGGAUUUUAUCUAUGCCGCCUCUUCUCGGAUCUACAAUAUCCCGGAGGGUUAUGAAGGGAAACUGCUCUGUCACAGGAUAGAACAAGAGUACAGGGUGGGACCCCUGGAGCUGAACCGCGAGGCAGUCCUGAGGACAAGCACGGAUCUGAACAAUCACCAAGUCCUUUAUACAGACAACAAUGGUUAUCAGAUGCAGAGAAGGACUUACAAAGACUAUGUGAAUAACACCGUGGCUCGGAAUUACUAUCCCAUGGUGCAGACUGCUUUCAUUGAGGAUAACAAAACUAGGCUUGUCGUGCUAUCUGAAAGAUCACAUGGUGUCUCUAGUCAAGGAAAUGGGCAGAUAGAGGUGAUGCUACAUAGGAGACUGUGGAGUAACUUUGAGUGGGACCUCAAUUAUCACCUCACUUUGAACGAUACGUCAGUGGUUCAGCCAUCUUUCUGGCUCCUCCUGGGACCCAAGCCCGUCACUACCGCUCUGUAUCAGAUGAGUAAAAUGGCUUUGGAACACAAACCACUUGUCAUAUUUGGAAAAUUACCCAUUAAUAACAAGAUGCCACCAGGAUACGUCCAGAAAGAUGCUCCAGCCCUCCCCUCCAAUCUUCACCUCCAGAUUCUCAGCAUCCCUGGGUGGCAGUACAGCUCUAACCACACAGAGCAUCUUCAGAGUCUGCAGAAAGGUUACCGGAAGAAGAGUGAUCCUGACCUCAACCGGGUCUUACUGCGGAUCUGCCAUUUAUACGAAGCGGGAGAAGACCCAGAUCUUUCCCAACCAGUGACUGUGAACCUGAAGUCUCUGCUCCGGAAUCUGGGGACAGUGGCUUCGGUGGAGGAGCGCUCCCUCACAGGGACCUGGGAUGUGAAGGACCUGAAUCGCUGGAAGUGGCAAACAGCCAGAUUUGAAGGCCAAGACUUCCCCAGGCCUUCCGGGAUGCCUCUGGGAAACUCCACCUUCAUCCUGCACCCGAAGGAAAUAAAGACCUUUUUUAUCUACUUUGAAGAGCAAUGAAAUGCUUAGGGACUAUCCCUGCAGCUCUUCUGAAUGUCUUUGAAGCCUUGUGCAUGCUCUGACAGAGGGAUAUUUAAGGCCAGUGUGAACUUAUAGAGGAAGAUGCAUGUAUAUAUUUGAAUAAACAUUAAGUUAUGAUGACAAAUAA